Messenger RNA from Lymnaea stagnalis (great pond snail), 7358 nucleotides. The record is from the annotation of a GenBank genome assembly. Lineage: Eukaryota; Metazoa; Mollusca; Gastropoda; Lymnaeidae.
ACUUUUUAAACUUUUUAAAUUUCAAGAUGGCGACUUCCAGGAUUUGUGUACCAGGUAACUUCUCGUUACAUUUUGAAGUAAAAUAAUUACAAUAUUUAGUAUCAAAAUUUAUAAUUAUACCUAUUUAUGUUAAUUACCAUCUAGAAAUCGGACCAAUAUCUUACUACUUAACUAGAUUAAAGUGAAAGGCACAUAAUAACUUGUGUAAUUUUAUUAAAAAAUGACUGACUGUUACUGUUACUGAGUUUUACUGUUACUGUUACUCUGUUAAACUCUAUGACUAUGUUACUAUGUUAUGUACUAUGACUAUGUCUAUUAAUUCUAUUCUAAUUAUACUACUCAGCUACUCACUCUAUAGUUAUAGUCAAAAAGCGAUAGUCUCUACACACUAUAUACAUACACUAAAAAAAGGCUACCCACUAAAUAAAAUAAUACUAUAACUAUAAUAUUAAUAUUUAAAUUUAACAUUUUAUUUUUGACGCAAGUCACAAACGUUACAUUUACAUACUUCAUUACUCUACUAAUCAGUCCAAUUGGGGUUAUCAUAUCAAUAAUUAAUAAUAUCAUAUUAUUAAUAUGAUUCUCUGAAUACAAAAGGCGGACAAGUCUUCCUUUUUCUAUUAAAUAUAACUUCUUCCAUCAAUCACAAUCCUCUUAACUCUUAAUACUUAAUUAUAAUUAUUGAAAUUAAAACCUGCGACUAUUCAUACCCUGGUACCAGAAGUGAGAGGUUGGGACUAAAAAACUAUUAAAAAUAUUAUUGUUGGGUUUGUACGACAAAAUGAGGUAUCAAAUAAAAGAUAAUAAUAAUUGAAUGGACUAUACUAUGACUAUAUGUUUGUAAACUUACUCCUUCAGUUUAACUAAAAUAAACUACCACAAGUGACAUCCAAGUAGCUUGAGUCUAAUGGUACCUGGAUGUGAAUGGCGGCGCUGCAUGUCUGAGUCCAUUUAGACUCAGUACUAUUCGAAUGUCAUUAUUUGUAUCAACCACCAAAGUUAAUUCUAUCAAUGCAUGUUAAUUUUUUAAACAAGAUUACUAACUUGAAAAAAAUGACAUACUAUUUUUUUGUCAUAUUCAGACAUUCAUAUGAUAUGGGACUAAAAUGCAUAUAUAGAAACUGAUAAAAUAAAAGUGUAAUCGUAAAUUUUAACUAAAUGAAACAAAUAACCCCUUUAUUAUUAGUUUAUACUUAUAAAUGUUAAACAAUUCCACAGAAAAUUUGAAAUUAAUAUCUGAAGAAUAUUAUUAUUCUUGUCAUUUUUGGGAAAUUCAAUAAAAAAUAUUUAAACAAAAUUAAUUAAUUAAUUUCAAAUAAGUGACAAGUCAGCAUAUUUUAUACAUUUUGGGGGGGGGGGGGUGAGGGGGGAGUGUUACACCCUGAACACAGGUUGACUACUAAAAAUUUCACUAAAAAAAAACUAUUACAAGUGUCAAAUAUUACAAGUUACAAGUGUCAAAUUUUCACUGAAGCUAGACGAAUGGUCAUUCUACCAUAAUAACACAUAAAAUAACCAUUAGUAGUGCAACAUAAUAGUUUGCUAACAUUGAAAAAAAAUAAUAAAAAUGGGAUGCUGGAAAAAGGCAUGUCAGACAAAAAAAAUUAGUUAGAAUGUUUUAAGCUCACAUUUAUUACAAUUUUUUAACCAUACAGAAACAUGGAUUAGCUUUGGCGACAACUAGGAAAAAUGUAAUUUAUUGAAUACUUUUUGUAUAAAAGCAUCCCAAAGUAUCUUAAUUUUGACAUUUUAAAAUCAAAUUUUGAAGGAUUGUAAAAUGUGUACUUAUUAAUAUAUUGCACUAUCCUUAGUUCCUGACAUAGACAAGUAUAUAAUAUAGCAUCUUGCAAAAUUUUAAACAAAUUGGUUGAUAUUUUAAAAAGUUAUCAUUUUUUAUGUGAAUUAAAUGUUGAAAUUUUGUGAAUGAACGCGCAAUAAUUUUGUUCAUUAAGUUAAUAAAUUUUAUAAUUUUAAUGACCUCCCUGAAAGAUAAAGAUGUAAUUUAGCUUCAACUUUUGACUCUUCUAACCCAAAUUUAAGCCUUCUUCUGCUUCUUCUAUCUUCUAAGGACUUAUUCAUUUUUUUUUUUGUGCCUUCGAUAUCCGCUUAGCACCCAUCAUAAUGAAAUAAUUCAACGUAAAUUGUCCAAAGGAAAGCUGCAAAAUCUUAGAGGAGCCUCCAAUACUUUGGAUCCAUCAUUGAAAAGAAGGGUUGCUAAGUCAACACCAAUGUGGGCAGCUCUUAAACCAUGAUAUUUGUUCUUAGGGCACAUUUCCAAUAUAAUAUUAUUCAUCGAGUCGUUCGCAUAUUGGGUAUAAAUAUCUAAAAAUUUUCUAAAAAAUAAUUGGAUGGUAAAGGUCUAAAAAAAAUUGGCCUAAUUAAAUUAAUUUCUGCUGAUUGAUUCCCUAUUACUAUUAUUUAUAAACAUUAAAAAUUAAUGAAAUGAUUUACAGAUGUCUUAAUUUUCACUUUAAUCUAAAUGAGAACCAUUUACUCCAUACAUGUCUAUCAAUUUAAUUUCUGACUUGUUCUGGGUGGGCGUGGCAUUUGGUGUUAUCAAGACCACUAAAUUUUAAUUUUAGUCAAAGUCAAGGAGUAGGUCAUAUUCAACGAUUCAAUGGAAUCAGAUUGUUUUAAUAAAUUUAUUUCAUUUAAAAUAUCCUCAUUGGGUCCAAUAUUAGGCUUAGUAUAUCUAUUUUCAUGAAACGCUCGUUUCUUUGAAUAUUUGUUAUCACUAGGCAUUGUAUAAACAAAUGAUAAAAAAUAUUAAGACAAUUUUAAUAUUUACAAAAAUGUUUUGUUUAUUUCCAUGGAAGCCGCCAUAUUUAAAGGACUGAUCAUUGUAUUAAACAAUUAUUAGGGAGGUCAUCCUUGUUUUAAUACAAUUGAGAUAGAAAAAGUUUAAGGAUUUUUUUUGUUGUUGUAAAUUCUGAUAGGUCUGAUUUGCUGGUACAGAGACUAGCCAGCCAAUCUCAAGGCUUGAAUUAUCAGGCCUAUAGAUUGGACAUCCGUCUCAAGAGAGUUAAAAUUGUACAGGGGUUUUAUUAUAUUUAUGUGCUUCUCACAACAAAAAUGGCAACAUACAUUUUUUUAAAUGAUACCUCAAAAUAAUUUUUAACAUUUACAAAUAUUCUAGGAACGUUGCUUUCAAAUAUUUUAAUUGGUUGGCAUUUUAAAAAAAAAUAAAUUAGAUAUUAGCUGAGCCCAGUGCCAGUGCAGCCCAAACAAAUUGAGAUCUGUUUCUGCUCCAAAGCCCUAUAAAUAAUAUAAACAAAAUAAUAAUUCUAUUUCAGUUAUUGCGCUAAACAUAAGUGUGCUAGACAGCAAUGUUCCCUUUGAGCUGCGCGGCCGCGCAGCUUUCUCACAGAUGCAGCACAGCAGUUUUGUGUAUCCGCGCAGCAAAUUUCCACAUAAGUGUGUGUCUGUGUUUGUGGGCUGUAAAAUUUUGCACACAAAAAAAUUGAUGCUGUAAAACUUUGCACACAACUGCAUGAUUUUGCACACAAACCAACAAACCUUAGAGGGAACAUUGCUAGACAGUACACAUUUAUAUUGAAUAAUUCAAAUUGUAAUCAUUUUUUUUUAAAUUUUCAUUUUUCUGAUAACGUUGGGUGAAUGAAGAAUUUUUAAUUUUGAUAGGACAAAGAUUAAACCGUGCUGAUGAUAAACACAUUGGGGGCAAAGGGACCUACUCACGAAAUGGUUUUAUUUACUCAAGUGUUCUAGGAUACUGGGAGGAACGCCCCACAAAUGAUAACACAGUAGGUAUUGAAUUUAGCUAUGACACUAGCAAAUGGUAUAUUUUUUUAGAUUAGAAGAUCAAAGACCCAUGGACUUGAUCUUUGGCUGACACAAUGAAUAAUACUAAGGUUUUAAUCUAUAAUAAAUUCAAUACUAGGUAUAAAGAAUAUAUUUGAUAAAUGUUAUUUACUUUUCUAAUUGGGUAUAUGCUAAUGCAAUAUUUUCAUAACUAAAUUCACAAUAAAAUAUAAUGUUUUAAUCAUAAUAUUUUAUGUACAGGAAAUCUUAAUAAGUGUACACACAGGUGAAACUCAAACAGUCAUUCCUAGCAUAGAUGACAUUGUCACUGCAAGAGUAAGUUGUUCUUAAUAUUGAACACAAUUAUUAAAACAUUAACAGUACAGUAAAAAAAAGACCUAACUCUCAUAUCUGUCUUUAUUUUGGCAGUAUAACCAUAUUCUGGGAUUUUAAAAAGUAUGAAAUGUGUGAUUUUUUAAAAAAAUAAUCAGAGAGAUUUUAUCUGUUGUGCUUCUUGAGCUACGUUUUGUGACUGUAUUGCAGGAGAAUAUAUAUUAUUUAUACUCUUCUCACGUCCUUUGCAACAAAAAAUUUAUGUUUGAUUGGAAGUUUGAAAUAUUUUGUUAGCCAUUAUCAGGAGGUUCUACUGUACCAGUACUUACUUAUGUUUUUAAUUAUAUAGUGUCCAAUGUCCAUAUAUAUAUAUAUAUAUAUAUAAAGUUAAUAUUGUAGUGUAGUUUAGAAACAAGUUUUAAUACUGGUAACUAAAAGUAUUAGCAUGUCUGUAAAGUUUCACAAACUUUUUACUCUCUUCAUAUAUUAUUUUUAGGUAACAAAUGUAAAUCCAAGAUUUUGCAAGUGUGAAAUUCUCUCGGUGGGUACAACUCCUCUAUGUGAUGUAUAUAGAGGUCUAGUCAGGUAAUUCUAGUGUUUUUUCGACGACCUAUUUUUCUUUUUACACUAAGUUGGAUGAUUCACUGCAGUCCUGACACUAUAGUUUAAACGUAUUUUAUCCAAUUAAGAACAUGUCUAUUCCUUGGUGUUUUUUUUCUAGCCGCAUAUUUAAUUUUAUGUGACUAAUCCAUUCUGUCCAGGUCAAUGUCAUACUAAACAAAUUUUAUUUACUUAAAAGUUUGUUGUUUUUUUGUUGUUGUUGUUGAACAUGGGAGGGUGAAACAUCCCUUAUCAUUUUCUUUAAUUAUUUUUUUUUUUUUUGUUCUUGUGUUUCAACAUUUUUUUUUUGUAUUUAAGCUAACAUUUUCAUUGCUUUGUUUGAAAGGUUCAGCCCAAUUUUUUUUAAUUAGAGCCUUUUAAAAAUAUUUGUAAAAAAUCUUCACUUUUUUCUUUUUAAUUUUUAUUUAUUUUAAUGUUUUUUUUUUUUUUUUUUUUUUUUUUUAUUAUUGGAUGGUGUUACUUUCUUUUUCUUUUUUUUUAAUUAUUUUUUUUUUUUUUGUUCUUGUGUUUCAACAUUUUUUUUUUGUAUUUAAGCUAACAGUUUCAUUGCUUUGUUUGAAAGGUUCAGCCCAAUUUUAUUUAAUUAGAGCCUUUUAAAAAUAUUUGUAAAAAAUCUUCACUUUUUUCUUUUUAUCUAUGUCAAUUUCAUUUAAGACUAUGGAAAACCAUGUAUACCGGGUAAUGGAUUUCCCUACAGUCAUACAUUCCCCCCCCCCCCGUUUUUUUUUAAAGGAAAGAAGACGUCAGAGCAACAGAAAAAGACAGGGUGGAAAUGUACAGAUGUUUUAGGCCUGGUGAUAUAAUCAUUGCUCGUGUUGUAUCCUUUUCUUGUAUAGUUUCACUUUUCAUUCAAUGUCUGUUUACAUAGUGAAAAAAUCACAGCCAGUGUCAUGACCUAUACUUUAUUAUUGAAUGUCUCUCAUAAAACUAAAAGAUAUUUUUUUAGUUGCUAGCCCUACCCCAACCACUUAACAAUCAGAUAGAACUUGUAGAGGUUCUUCAAAAUUUAAAUUUACAUAGUUGUGUUUUUUUUUAAAUUGUGACCACCAACCUAAUAUAACAAGUUAAAGAUGCUUUUAUUUGUUAAUCUAAAAGAAUGUAACUGUAUCCAUUGGUUGGGGAAAGAAGUGGAGGGGGGGGGGGCACUUCAAUAAAUAUAAGGAAUACAGUGAGUGCCGGUACAAAACAUACUUGUGAUGCCCCUCUCUGUGAUUUCACUUUUAGUUCUGGUGUGUUGAGAAGAUAAAUGUAACACAAGAGGAUGAUGAAAUAAAAUACUUCACAGUAACCUUAAUAAUAAUUUGUUGAAAGAAAAUAUCACAAGCUACCUUUACUUGGCUAGGGUUUUACCCCCUUGUUUACUUUUUCAACAGGUUUUUUAAAAAAACUCAUAGAUUAUGUUGAAACCAUGGGCUCCCGCAAAAAUUUUAGUCAUGUUUUAAUAUAGUUUUAAUUUACUGUAGCGUAUUUGUUUUGUGAACGAAUGGACAGGACAUCAGCUUAGUUACUUUCUCUUUAUUUUCUCUUUACUUUAAUAAAUUUUUUGUCUAUUUUUGUCUAAAAAUUUUUUAUCCAAUCAAUCCAGGAGGGAGCAAGUGCCCCCCCUUGCCCCUACCUGCGGGCGCCCAUGGUUGAAACCUCUUAAUUUCUUUUUGAUGAAGGACACUCUUAGUGGCCACACCAUCAGUAUUAUCCCUUAAGCUUUGUGGGUUUUUUAAAAAAAUAUAUUGAACUCAAGCUUAAUUCAUCUCUAGUUAGAGUCAAUUUAUUGCUAAUUCUGAAAAUUAGGUUUAUUUUAAUUUCUCAUACAAUAAUUUUCCUUAUAUUCUAUUCAGUUAUCGUUAGGUGACGCACAAUCUUAUAUAUUAGGUACAGCAGAAAAUGAACUGGGAGUUGCAAUAGGCAUGAGUGAAGCAGGUGAGUUAGAUCUAAUCAUAAAUGUGUUGGUUGUCAUUACUCUAUCGGGCAAUAAAAUUGUAUUGUUAUAAUGGUGGUUGUUUUUUUUUUUUUUUUGGUUGUUUUUUUUCUAUUUUCUGAAGAAAGGCGCUUUUUUUAUUGCCUAUCAAUUUGAUAUUGUUUAACUUUUUCAUUAUUGUUUAGAAUUCUUUAUUUAAUUUAAUUUGUUAUUAACUUUUUGUGUUUGUUUUUUUUUUUUUUUUUUUUUUUUUUUUUUUUUUUUUUUUUUGGUUGUUUUUUUUCUAUUUUCUGAAGAAAGGCGCUUUUUUUAUUGCCUAUCAAUAUGAUAUUGUUUAACUUUUUCAUUAUAGUUUAGAAUUCUUUAUGUAAUAUAAUUUGUUAUUAACUUUUUGUGUGUGUUUAUUUUUUUGCAGGAGUUAGUAUGGUACCUGUAAGCUGGUGUAAAAUGCAAUGUCCAAAAACAUUAAAUGAAGAAUUUCGCAAAGUGGCCAAAGUUCGCCCAGAAUACAUUCAGACAGUGCAUCAAGGAUAAAGUUAAUUUUUCAAUUUCUUUAAAGAAUAAUGAUAUCAUUAUGAGCAAUAAAGUUAUCACUUGUACAGAACAUAACAAUUUUACUUUUAUAUUUAUUUUUUAAUGUUGCUUAGAAAAAUACAUAUAUUUCAUUUAAUGUAUUCUUUUUAAGGAUAAGACUUGUCUGGAUACAAAUUACGUUGACUUUGUUGCCCAA